This is a messenger RNA of Pedinophyceae sp. YPF-701, 342 nucleotides long. The record is from the annotation of a GenBank genome assembly. Lineage: Eukaryota; Viridiplantae; Chlorophyta; Pedinophyceae.
AUGUCUGGUUCCGUUGAGCAAGUGGCUCAGACGGCAAUGGCCACCACGACGGCGGCUGAGCCUACUUUCAAGGUAAAGAUUCCGAAACACCUGACUCUGAAGGAGAUUGACCUGUCUACGUUCUCUCAGAACACGAUGAAGGGAACGCCGCACACCUUCUAUAAGAAGCUGUCGGAGCUGCGUGCUUUUACGGCUCAGUACGACAAGAUCGUCAGCUACAACCUUAGGACGGUCGAGGGCGCGGUCGAUGGUGAGAAGCUGCGGACCGAAGCCCUGUACAGCUUGACCACGACGGACCACGACGGCAACACGCUACUCGAGAACUUCGUGGACAAGAUUUAA